GACAGAGGGUAAGACGUCCACGUUGACUCUCGCGCUUGUCCGCAGUUCGUCAGACGACCGCCGGCUUCACUCUUCAGGAAAAAGAUGGCCGACUUGACUCGCUUCCGCGUGUCACCCUUCAGGCUAUUCCAGAAAUUUUUAGCACCCAUCGCUCUCGGUUCGGAUGAGAUUACGGCUGGUUCUGAUGAGGCAGCAGUGGAGAUUCCGGCUUUAGUCAACUUUGAAACUCCAGACGAGGCCGCGACAGACACGCCCUCCGUCGACACCCAAGAUGAGCCGAGUAAAGACGGUGAUGAUGACGAUGAUGACGACGAUGAUGAUGAAGAUGAAUCAGAGGAGAGCGAAAGCGAAGAGGAAGAUGAGGACGACAGCUCCGAGUCUGGCGAGUCUUCAACCGUCGCCCCCGAGACGGCGACGCCCGUGAUUGUGACGGAGGAACCCCUGCUGCCCACCAUCGUCACAGACACGGAUUCAGGCCGCGGCGACAGCAUGGGAGGAUACCCCAGCGAGUACAAGAGCUACGUCUACGCCGAGGAGAAGACCUACCACAAGGCCCCUUCAUCUUACAAGUCCUACGAAUACGUCGACGCGGGGAAAAAAUCGGGCUACGACAUGCCCGUCGACAAUGAGGUGGAGAAGUCGCCGCAAGUCUACAAGAGCGAGACCUAUCAGGAGCAAACUGACAUGCUGGAAGAGGAUACCAGCACUCCCGAGAACCAGGACGCUCUCCCGGCGGAGGAGGAGGAGGAGACGACCGACGGCACAAGCGAUAGCGGAAGCUCGGCAGAUGCGGAGGAGGAAGAGCAGUCCGAACCCGAGCAGAGCAGUGAGGAGGAGACCACGGCCACACCCGGAGCCGCUGACAGCGAUUCUGACGAGAGCGACAGUCUGGAGAGUGACUCAGAUGAGCACGAGACGGCCCGUGAAACCACUGACACGCCGGUGGUCAUCACCGCCAAAUAAAUCAUCUGGAAAAUCCCGUUCGGGUUGACUUCGGGAGGCACUUCUUCCGGCGGCGACAAUCCAAAAUGCUCGUUCAGCAUCCGUUAUUGGUCGGGUUCAUCAAAUAAUUGUGAGCUUGAUGGCGUAACUUUAU
Molecule: messenger RNA, 1096 nt
Organism: Hippocampus zosterae (dwarf seahorse)
Lineage: Eukaryota; Metazoa; Chordata; Actinopteri; Syngnathiformes; Syngnathidae
Gene: spp1
Product: secreted phosphoprotein 1
Exons: 5
Coding region: 85-963 (292 amino acids)
Biological process (GO): ossification; cell adhesion
Source: RefSeq, a predicted model, not a curated record